Nematolebias whitei (Rio pearlfish) is the source of this 2916-nucleotide messenger RNA. RefSeq names its product sarcalumenin (gene srlb). Bases 27 to 1475 code for a protein of 482 amino acids. The transcript is spliced from 7 exons. NCBI's taxonomy places the organism in Eukaryota, Metazoa, Chordata, Actinopteri, Cyprinodontiformes, Rivulidae. Gene Ontology annotation, molecular function: GTP binding. The record is from RefSeq and is a predicted model, not a curated record.
CUUUCAGAGUUCUCCUGGCAGCCAUCAUGAAGGGUUCAGUCUCGAUCUGCUGUUUCCUCACCCUGCUGAUUUUGCAGGCCACAGCAGAGGAGGAAGAUUUCAUCUCCACCCUGAGAGACAGAUCUCACAUCGAUGAAACUCUGCGGCUUGCAUCAGAGGAAAAAGCAGCAGAUUUUGCAGCUGCCAUCCAGAAGCUGAGGAAGAUCUACCACUCGUCCAUCAAGCCGAUGGAGCAGGCCUAUAGGUACAACGAGCUGAGGCAGCACGAGAUCUCAGCAUACCCCGGACGAACCCUGGGGGACUCAGCCACAGAUGGUGAGAUUACUUCCAAGCCCAUGGUGCUGUUCCUUGGACCCUGGAGUGUAGGAAAGUCCUCCAUGAUCAAUUACCUCCUGGGUUUAAAUGACAGCCCCUAUCAGCUCUACACAGGAGCUGAGCCCACUACCUCUGAGUUUACAGUUAUUAUGCACGGGGAGAAAAUCCGCUCUGUUGAGGGUAUUGUUAUGGCAGCAGACAGCUCUCGCUCCUUCUCUCCUCUGGAAAAGUUUGGCCAGAACUUCCUUGAAAAGCUGAUUGGUAUCGAGAUGCCUCACAAACUGCUGGAGCGGGUGACGUUUGUGGACACCCCUGGAAUUAUCGAGAACCGAAAGCAGCAGGAGAGAGGUUACCCUUUUAAUGAUGUUUGCCAGUGGUUCAUAGACCGUGCAGAUCUAAUCUUUGUGGUGUUUGACCCCACCAAGCUGGACGUCGGCUUGGAGCUGGAGAUGCUUUUCCGCCAGCUGAAAGGUCGAGAGUCCCAGAUCCGCAUCAUCCUUAACAAGGCUGACAACUUGGCCACCCAGGACUUAAUGAGAGUCUAUGGAGCACUCUUCUGGAGCUUAGCUCCCCUCAUUAAUGUCACUGAACCUCCCAGAGUUUACGUCAGCUCCUUCUGGCCCUAUGACUACGCACCUGACACCAGUCGCGAGCUCUUCAAGCGUGAGGAAAUCUCCCUUCUGGAAGACCUCAACCAAGUGAUUGAGAAUCGUAUGGAGAACAAGAUUGCUUUCAUCCGCCAACAUGCCAUUCGUGUACGUAUCCAUGGCCUGCUGGUGGACCGCUAUGUCCAGACCUUUAAAGAAAAGAUGAGCUUCUUCAGUGACCCUGAGCUAGUCUUCCAGGAGAUUGUGGAUGACCCUGACAAGUUCUAUAUUUUUAAAUCAAUCCUGGCCAAGACCAACGUCAGCAAGUUUGACUUACCCAACCGAGAUGCUUACCGCGACUUCUUCGGCAUCAACCCGAUCGCCAACUUCAAGCCUCUGUCAGCACAGUGCUCUUACAUUGGAGGAUGCCUGUUAGAAAAGAUUGAGAAGGCAAUAACCAAUGAGCUGCCCGCUCUUCUGAGCAGCAUCAACUCUGGCAAGCAGCCUGGCCUGUCAUCCUGCGAGGCAACCGGCUGUGGUGAGAAGCCAAAGAAUCGUUACAGAAAGAACUGAGGAAUGUAAAAUAACUCAAGAAGAGAAAGAAAGGAGACAGAGAAAGUAAGAGAAAGGGUCAAUCCUGAUUUUUGUCGGGACAUUGGUAUAGUUAGGGAGACAGAACACAGAAAAGUAUGAGUAUUUUUAUUAUUAAUAAUAUUAUUUUCUCUGGAGAACGAGGGAAAGAUGCAUUUGGGGACUUUGAGAAUGAUCCAGUUAGUGUUUGAAUAAGGCAGCUUAAGGACAAAAAGUGCUGAACACACCACUGUUCACAGAGUUUUGACAGAAUACACACCCUCCUCUCCUUGCACAAUCACACUGGACUGUCUCAAACUGUGAGCUUGGGGAACCACUGAUGUGAAGAAAACUAGAAACAGCAAUGAAUCAUUAAGAGCAACCAUGAGACUGAAAACAAGACAAAUACCAACUCCGCUGUAUGUGAACAAAACAAGAAGAAUGGAGACAGAAAUUCAUUGCAGCAGGUCAAUUCCAAAAGCUUCAGAAGUUGUUUUUGAAGUAGUCAUUUUGUGGGUGCUAUAAAAAGUUUUUACAUUUGGCUGAUCAUUCAAAUCUUUUGCUUUUGAGAUGGACUUUCUUUGCAUGUUAGAUAGCACAUUUUGUUUAUAGUCGCAUGAGUUUUCCUUCUUUCAUAAACAAACAAAAAAAAAGAAUCUCACAGUGCUUUUAAUCACAUGAACCAAUCCUGCAAGCAUCAAAUAAGGCCUGUUUUCUUUCGUUGCGUUUGAACGUUCAUUAGUUCUGGUUGUUGACAACCUGUGAAAUAAGCAGAGGUCAGGGUUCAAGGAUAAGAGUCUUCAAAGCAGAAAGGACUUGUUCAAUCUGCCUCACUUCUUAACUGUUCUUCCUGUUUGUUUGAGUCUAGAAAUGUGCCACUGUUCGGUAGAAAUUCAGUACUGUGUUAGUUUAUUUUGUUUCUUUCAGUAAUAAGCUGCCCUGCAUGUCUCUUUUCAGUGACCAUAAAAAACUUAAUGAAUGAAGUGCUUGAGUUACAGCUGUCUUUUUAUAUUCCCUCUGCCAUUUCUUUCAUGAGUUAAAAGUUUAUUUUUAUUUUAUUUUUUGUGUAAUCUUACAAAUGAUUGUUAAACUGUGUAAACUAUAAAGUCCAAUUUUGAACCAUCACUGUAAGAAAGUAGGGGUGGAUGACUGUCAGUGCGGAUUGGAGGGCUCGUGAAUUGACCCCUGACCUCUACAAAAACAUGAAAUCUCGCAAGUUUGCUCUCAUGUUUUGUAGAAAGUUAUACUUGCAAAGCUGCAAAUGCUCAUGUUGCAUAACUCUGAAGGAUUUCCCUAAUAAACCUGCUCGAAAUACGUUGACUUGGUAUUUUUUGGUCAUACACAGCUUUUAGAAAUUUUGUCAGAAUCUGCUGAACAGUUUGAGGAGAGUCUAGCAUUUUUUUGUUUAAAUAUCUCUUUAUUUGUCUCCAUGUAAAAAUGUUCU